AUGGCGGCAGGGCGCUGCUGGAGGGAUGCUGUCGUUGCCGACGAUGUCUCCCCGCACGGCAGAAUGUGAAAGAGAUAUCAACGGCGAACGGAUCGGAAGUAAACAAGGGGCCUGACGCCGCGAUCUCCCGAAGCAUCGACAUGGCAAGGCUGGCCGACUACUUCGUGGUGGUCGGUUACGACCUCGAUAAGAGGGGGGGCAGUGAGGGUCAAGGCCGGAUUCUGCAGCGCUUCCCCGAGAAAGACUGGGAGGACAACCCCUUUCCCCAGGGGAUCGAGCUGUUCUGUCAGCCCAGCGGGUGGCAGCUCGUCCCCGAGAGAAUGCCGCCGACCUUCUUCGUAGUAGUUCUAACUGACAUCAGCUCCGAGCGUCAUUACUGUGCCUGCUUCACCUUCUGGGAGGAGGUGGAUAACGCCCAGCCCCAGAAGAGCCUGUCCAGUGAAGCCUAUGAGGAUGACGAGCCCGGGAUCAUCCAGCCAGCCCAGCUCUUCGCCCCCAAGAGCCUGGUGCUGGUGUCCCGGUUGGACCACGCCGAGGUCUUCAGGAACUGUCUGGGCCUGAUCUACUCCUCGCACAUCGACGGCGGGAGCGUUCCCAUGGAGACCCUGAUCGGAAACCUCCUGACCUGCAUCAUUCCCAUCGCGGGAGGGUCCCAGAGGACCAUCACGCUGGGAGCCGGGGACCGACAGGUGAUCCAGACUCCCAUCAACGACUCGCUCCCUGUCAGCGGCUGCAGCGUGGCCCAGCUCUUCAGGCAGCUAGGAAUCAACAACGUGCUCUACCUGUUCUGUGCUGCCCUGACGGAGCACAAGAUCCUCUUCCUGUCCAGUAGCUACCACCGCCUCACCGAUGCCUGCCGGGCCCUUCUGGCAAUCAUGUUCCCUCUCAAAUACAGUUUCACGUACGUCCCGAUCCUGCCCGGGAAGCUGCUGGAGGUCCUGAGCACUCCCACGCCCUUCAUCAUCGGAGUCAACUCCUUCUUCCGCUCCGAGACGCAGGAGCUGCUGGACGUGAUCAUCGCCGACCUGGACGGAGGCACGGUGACCAUCCCGGAGUGUGUCCAUGUCUCCCUGCUACCCGACCCCCUCCUGCACCAGACCCAGACCGCCCUCUCCAUGGUGUUGGAUCCGGAGCUGGAGGUGGCCGACCACGCCUUCCCCCCCGCCUCCACCCAGCCCUCCUCGCUCAAGAUCCAGGAUAAAGAGAUCCGGGCUGUGUUCCUGUGGCUGUUCGCGCAGCUGCUCCAGGGCUACCGCUGGUGUCUGCAUAUCAUUCGCAUCCACCCGGAACCCGUCAUCCGCUUCCACAAGGCUGCAUUUCUGGGCCAGCGGGCGCUGACCGAGGACGAUUUCCUCAUGAAGGUUCUGGAUGGGAUGGCCUUUGCCGGCUUCGUGUCGGAGAGAGGGCCUCCGUACCGAUCCAUCGACCUCUUCGAUGAGCUCGUCGCCAACCAAGUGGAGCGCAUCCGUCUGGAAGAGGGGAACCCGCACAAAGUGAUGAACCACAUCAGAGAGCUGGCGGAGCAGCUCUUCAAAAACGAGAACCCGUACCCGGCGGUGGCCAUGCACAAGGUGCAGAGGCCCACGGACGGGUCGCAUCUGCGCCUCCACCAGACCACCUUCCCCCACCUGGACGAGGUCACGGUGCAGCUGUUCAUCGACCAUGCUGCCGCCAAGCUCAAGACGGCGCCACCCGUCGUCAAGGCAGAGAUGAAGUGCAUGGUGCCGUCCGGGCCACCUCUGGACGACUUCGUAGACAAGAAUGGAAACGUGCUGGCCAACAGCGCGCGGAGGCUGGAGGUGGUCCGCAACUGCAUCACUUACAUCUUCGAGAACAAGUUGCUGGAGGCCAAGAAGCUGUUGCCGGCGGUACUGCGGGCCCUGAAGGGUCGGGCAGCCCGGCAGUGUCUGACGCAGGAGCUGAACUUGCAUGUGCUGCAGAACCGGGCGGUGCUGGACGACCAGCAGUUCGACUAUGUCGUGCGCAUGAUGAACUGCACGCUGCAGGACUGCUCCCACAUGGACGAACACGGAAUUGCAGCGGCACUCCUGCCCCUGGUCACGGCCUUCUGCAGAAAACUGGGAGCAGGCAUCACGCAGUUCGCGUACAGCUGUGUGCAGGAGCACAUGGUCUGGACCAACAUGCAGUUCUGGGAGGCCAUGUUCUACAGCGACGUGCAGAACCACAUUCGAGCGCUGUACCUCGAGGUCAACGAGAAUGAGCAGCCCAUUCCUGAGGAGGAGGCCCGGUCUGCCCUGGAGAUCGCCUCGGCGCAGCUCCGCCUGUGGCCCACCCUCUGCAAGGACAAGCAGCAGGAGCUGGUGCAGAAGGAGGAGAGCACGGUGUUCAGCCAGGCCAUCCACUACGCCAACCGCAUGAGCUACCUGCUGCUGCCGCUCGACACCAGCAAGAACCGGCUGCUGCGCAGCUCCGGCCUGGGAGACGUGGAGAGCGUCAGCAACAGCUACGUCACCAACAGCAUCGCGGGCAGCAUGGCGGAGAGCUACGACACGGAGAGCGGCUUCGAGGACGCCGAGAGCUCCGACGUGGCCAACUCGGUGGUGCGCUUCAUCAACCGCUUCGUGGACAAGGUGUGCAACGAGAGCGGCGUGACCAACGAGCACCUGAAGUCCCUGCACAUCAUGAUCCCAGACAUCGUCCAGAUGCACAUUGAGACGCUGGACGCAGUGCACAGAGAAAGUAAAAGACUGCCCCCUAUUCAAAAGCCCAAACUGCUCAGACCCACGCUGCUGGCGGGCGAGGAGCUGAUGAUGGACGGCAUGAGGGUGCACCUGAUUUCGGACGGGCGGGAUGAGGCCACGGGGGCCAUGGGCGGCCCACCCCUGCUGCCGGCCGAAGGGGCCAUCUUCCUCACCACCUACCGGCUCAUCUUCAAAGGCACCCCCAACGACCCCCUCGUGGGGGAGCAGGUGGUGACGCGGUCCUUUCCCAUCGCCUCUCUAACCAAGGAGAAGAAGAUCUCCGUCUCCCUGCCGAUGGACCAGUUCAUCCAGGAGGGCCUGCAGCUGCGCUCCUGCACCUUCCAGCUGAUGAAGAUCGCCUUUGACGAGGAGGUGGCCUCCGACCUGGCCGAGGUGUUCCGGAAGCAUCUGCACAAGCUGCGCUACCCGCAGCACGUCCAGAGCACCUUCGCCUUCACCGUGGGCCAGUCCAGCAAGAUGGUGGUGGAGCACAAGGGCAAGGACAAGAACCAGUCCCUGAGAACUCUGUCCAAGAACCUGGUAAAGAGUGCCAAGAAGACCAUCGGGCGACAGUACGUGACCCGGAAAAAGUACACGCCGCCUACCUUCGAGAGCAGGGGCAGCCUUCAGCCCCAGCUGGACGAGGACGAGAUCUCUGUGUCCGAGGAGCUGGACCAGAGCUCUCUCACCCUGUCCUCCACCAUCAAGUCGUCGGACCGGCAGACCAUGAGCAGCGUGGUGGAGCGGGCCUGUUGCCGGGACUACCAGCGGCUGGGCUUGGGCACUCUCAGCAACAGCCUGACCCGCUCCAAGAACGAGCCCUUCCGCAUCUCCACCGUCAACCGCAUGUACACCGUGUGCCGGAGUUACCCCGGGCUGCUGAUCGUGCCGCAGAGCGUGCCGGACACCACCCUGCAGCGGAUCUCGCGCUGCUACAGGCAGAACCGCUUCCCCGUGGUGUGCUGGAGGAGCUCCCGCACCAAGGCCGUGCUGCUGCGCUCCGCCGGCCUGCACGGCAAGGGCGUGGUGGGCUUCUUCAAGUCCCCCAACGCCCCCACCGCAGGCCCCUCCCAGGCAGACUCCACCAGCCUGGAGCAGGAGAAGUACCUGCAGGCCAUCAUCAGCUCCAUGCCCUCGUACUCAGAGGCCAGCGGGAGGAACACGCUGAGUGGCUUCACCUCCGCCCACAUGAGCAGCUCAGACUCGUCAGACAAGCUACGGCAGCCCAAGAUCGGCGCCCUGAUGAAGCAGGUGAUGGGGAGCAAAGAGGACGUUCCCGGGACCUUCAGCCGAGGAGCCACAGUGCAUGGUCAGAGGGCGAGGGUCAUCACCCUCUCCCAGACUAGAGCUUCAGGGAAGACCCGAAACUCUCCCAGAGGGAAGUGGGGCAGCAUCCGCGGCAGCGGGCGGAUGAGCGUCUACAACCCCGACGUGGGCAACCGGCUGGCAGGCAAAGAGUCCCCGCAGGCCAACGGAGGCCCCCCCGAGGCUCACUUCCUCCGCCAGCAGAGGGCGUACCUGUACAUCAUCGGAGACAAGUCCCAGCUCAAGGGCACCAAGCAGGACGCCUUCCAGCAGUGGGAGGUGGUGCCCAUCGAGGUGUUCGACGUGCGGCAGGUGAAGACCAGCUUCAAGAAGCUGAUGAAGGCCUGCGUCCCCAGCUUCGCCUCCUCGGACCCCAACAUGACCUUCUACCGCUGCCUGGAGGAGUCCGAGUGGAUGUGCCUGCUGCAUAAGGUCCUGCAGGUGUCAGUGCUGGUGGUGGAGCUGCUGGAUACAGGCUCCUCAGUCAUGGUCAGCCUGGAGGACGGCUGGGACAUUACCACACAGGUGGUGUCCCUGGUGCAGCUGCUGUCGGACCCGUACUACCGCACCUUCGACGGCUUCCGGCUGCUAGUGGAGAAGGAGUGGCUGUCCUUCGGCCACCGGUUCAGCCACCGCGGGGCGCAGACCCUGGCCAGCCAGAGCAGCGGCUUCACCCCCGUAUUCCUGCAGUUCCUGGACUGCGUGCACCAGAUUCACCUGCAGUUCCCCAUGGAGUUUGAGUUCAGUCAGUACUACUUGAAGUUCCUGGCCUACCACUAUGUGUCCAACCGCUUCCGCACCUUCCUGCUGGACUCAGACUACGAGAGGAUAGAGCUGGGCGUGAUGUACGAGGAGAAGGGCGAGAGGAAGAGCCAGCAGGUCAAGUCUGUGUGGGAUUACAUCGACCGCCUCAACAAGAAGACCCCCAUCUUCUUCAACUACAUGUUCGCCCCCGAGGACGGCGAGGUGCUGAAGCCGUACAGCAACAUCUCCAACCUGAAGGUGUGGACGUUCUACACAGAGGAGAUGCUGUCGGAGGGCCCCUCCUACGACUGGGAGCUGGUGCAGGGGCCGGCGCAGCAGGCCGAGGAGGGCGAGAGGCCCGACACGGCCGCGCCAAAGUCCCAGCGCCGGGUCGUCUGGCCGUGCUACGACAGCUGCAGCAGGGUGGUGCCCGACGCCAUCACCAAGCUCCUCCAGGAGCUGCAGACUCUGGAGGUGGAGCUGGGACAGGUGUCUGAGAAGUGGAAGGACACCUGGGACAAGAUCAAAGCCACACAGCGCACAGAGUCCAAGCUGGAGAGCAGGGCCUCCCUCUCCAGCUCGCUCCUCAUCUCCUCCACCCUGAGCCACCAGCGCCGCUCCCAGGGCGUGUACCUGCAGGAGGGCGGCAUGGGCUCCUCCAUCAGCCUGCCGCUGGACGCCGAGGGCAGUGCCACCGCCAUGCCGGCCGGGGGCCUGACCGGGCGGCCCAGCACCAGCACCCUCUACAGCCAGUUCCAGAGCACCGAGAGCGAGAACAGGUCCUUCGAAGGCAUCCUCUUCAAGAAAGGCGCCUUGCUGAAGCCUUGGAAGCCACGCUGGUUUGUGCUGGACAAGACCAAGCACCAGCUGAGAUACUACGAGAGCCGGCAGGACAAGGAGUGCAAAGGCGUCAUCGACCUGGCGGAGGUGGAGUCCAUCACCCCGGCCACGCCCACCAUGGGGGCGCCCAAAAACAUCGAGGAGAAGGCCUUCUUCGAUGUCAAGACGACCAAGAGGGUGUACAACUUCUGCGCCCAGGACAGCACAUAUGCCCAGCUGUGGAUGGACAGCGUGCAGAGCUGCCUGUCUGAUGCCUAGGAGCUGACGAUGCAGGAAAUACGGCGUUCUCACCACAGGGAGGGAGGGGGCGCUGACGGACCACUCCGCUGGCCAAUCACAGGACCCCUCGGCUGCAGCAGAGAGACGGAGGGGGCGGGGCCUGGCUGGGUCACCUCAAUCAGUAUUGGUGACAUAGAACUGACGAUGUCACGUCACCGCGUUUCAGUGUUUUCUCUCUCUCUCUCUCUUUUUUUUUUUUUAUUUUUUUUAAAAAGUCCGUUCUGAGGGCAGUUGCUGUCGUCCUGCUGUUUUACAGCGGCCCUUGUUCGUUACUGUCGCCGAGCAGCACCUUAGCAGAUGGCCGUUUACUCCAGACCCUUGCCGGGAUUAAAAGCGCGGCGACUGGUUGUGCAGGAUUGACAGGCACUUUCUCUUCCCUCACGCCCAGCGCAGACCUGCAGCUGGCAUUCCACCGAUGGGACUUUCUCACACUUCGGAAGGACUACAACCCCCACACUCACCUAGCCAUGUAGUGGAUUUUGACUUCCUGCAACACUCCACUCCAGGGAUGAAGCGGCAAAGGUUCCUUCAGCAGGAGGCUCUCCAUUGGCCCCGGGCUGGGACGGUGCAUGGCAGGGGAACCGCCCACCUACUCUAUGCCCAUUGCACUUUAACUCUGGGAGGACAGAGCCUCUCCCCUCACCCGAUUCUCCUCCCUCCUCUGAGGAUGAGGGGCGGGGUCUGGAUCCCUUCAUCACUCCAACAUGUAUGCAGCCUUGAACUAAAAGCCCACUUGCCCCCCCUGCCCCCCCCCCCACAGCACUUCCUUAGGGUUGGAGCGGGCAGGCAGAUGCAGGAAGUCCUCGGAAAACUGUUCAUGAAGGAAUACAUAGUGAGCCUUGUUUUUCAGUUCUGUUUCUUUGUUUUUUUUUUUUGGUCGUUUUGAUUAUAACAGAAGAGAGUAAUCCUUUCUCUUUCAGUCUCUGAAGCUCGUUUGCCCUCGUAAUCUACCACGCAAAAACGCCAGUUUCAGCAUUCUGCUCCUAGUCAAGUCAGCUGAUGAGAGCUUUCCGAUGUUUGUUUGAUUGUUUACAAAGCAGCUAUCGUCAGUUGUUAUAUGAGUUCUUCCUAUACUGUUAUAAAAAAAAGAAACCACUAUUAAUAUUCAAAACUUAAGGGAUGCCGAAGGAAAACGAGGGAUAUAUUUUGGUGGGAUUAUUAAUUCAUAUGCAAGAACAAAAAAAAAAAAA
Molecule: messenger RNA, 7060 nt
Organism: Megalops cyprinoides (Indo-Pacific tarpon)
Lineage: Eukaryota; Metazoa; Chordata; Actinopteri; Elopiformes; Megalopidae
Gene: sbf1
Product: SET binding factor 1
Exons: 42
Coding region: 141-5849 (1902 amino acids)
Source: RefSeq, a predicted model, not a curated record